Boleophthalmus pectinirostris (great blue-spotted mudskipper) is the source of this 3346-nucleotide messenger RNA. RefSeq names its product aryl hydrocarbon receptor-like. Gene Ontology annotation, molecular function: protein dimerization activity; transcription cis-regulatory region binding; nuclear receptor activity. The transcript is spliced from 11 exons. The record is from RefSeq and is a predicted model, not a curated record. Bases 344 to 2986 code for a protein of 880 amino acids. Gene Ontology annotation, biological process: regulation of transcription by RNA polymerase II. Lineage: Eukaryota; Metazoa; Chordata; Actinopteri; Gobiiformes; Gobiidae. Gene Ontology annotation, cellular component: nucleus; aryl hydrocarbon receptor complex.
CGAGAGCGGGCACGAGCAGCGGGGACGUGCACUUUUUUUUUUUUUUUUUACUCCUCCGUACUUUCACUAAACUCUCCGGGCACAUUCAGACCGUUUCACCCGAGCCUCAGCUGAGCCUUUGGUGCGAGAAGUCGGAUUACGCGAACCGAGGACGCAUGGAACAAGGCCGCGACGCGUCCAGUUUUACGCGCAACAAGUUUAGCGCUCCACGGACACUUAGGAGGAUUAUUACCCGAGAGAUUUGCAGUGUUUUUGGGUGAUUCGGAGAAGCGUGUUCAGGUUCGGUCGCGUGAGAAGACCUUGAUCCGGGAAUUAAGCUGCUUUGCCCCGCCAGAUCAGCACCAUGAACACGGCGAUGUACGCGGUGAAGAAGCGGAAGAAGCCCGUUCAGAAAAUCCCCAAAGCCCCUCCCCCAGAAGGCGCCAAAUCCAACCCAUCCAAGCGCCACAGGGACCGGCUGAACGGAGAACUGGACAAACUGACCAGCCUGCUGCCCUUCAGUGAGGAGGUGCGCUCUCGCCUGGACAAACUCUCGGUGCUGCGACUCAGCGUGGGCUACCUCAAGGUCAAGAGCUUCUUCAACGCUACUCUGAAGAAGGGCCCCACAGCGGCGAGUGUGACCCCGGCCCUCACCUCUGCUCAGCCCCAGGUCUCCUCCAUCGACGGGGUGAGCUUCAGCGAGGGAGACCUGCUGCUACAGGCGCUGAACGGCUUCGUGCUGGUGGUGACGGCGGAGGGAUACAUCUUCUACACCUCGCCCACCAUACAGGACUUCCUGGGGUUCCAUCAGUCGGACGUGGUGCACCAGAGUGUGUUUGAACUCAUCCACACUGAGGACCGUGCGCUCUUCAGACAACAGCUGCACUUCGCCCUGGACCCCAACACCUCCUCAAAUGACCAGAGCUCGGCUGAGGUCAGCACUAACCUGGUGAGCUAUGACCCGAAGCUCAUUCCUCAGGAGAACACGUCCUUCCUGGAGCGUAACUUCUGUUGCCGCUUCCGCUGCCUCCUGGACAACUCCUCUGGCUUCCUGGCACUGAACUUUGUAGGGCGUCUGAAGUACCUGCAUGGGCAGAACCAGCGGGCAGAGGAUGGGACCCUGCAGCCCCCUCAGCUGGCCCUGUUUGCUGUGGUCACUCCCCUGCAGCCUCCAUCCAUCUUGGAGAUCCGAACUAAGACCCUGCUGUUCCAGACCAAGCACAAGCUGGACUUCACCCCUCUGGGCAUCGACGCCAGGGGGGAGGUGAUCCUGGGCUACACGGAGAUGGAGCUGUGUGCACCGGGCUCUGGGUACCACUUUGUCCACGCAGCAGACAUGAUGUACUGCGCAGACCAGCACUUGAGGAUGAUGAAGACCGGCGUCUCCGGUUUCACCAUCUUCCGCCUUCUGACCAAGAACAACUCCUGGAUGUGGGUCCAGUCAAAUGCCAGGCUGGUGUUUAAAGGAGGCAAACCUGACUUCGUCAUCGCCAAGAUGAAAGCCCUGACGAAUGAAGAGGGUGAGGAGCACCUGCGCCUGCGUCGGCUGCAGCUGCCCUUCAGCUGUGCAACAGGGGACGCUCUGCUGUAUGACCUGACCCCCAGCGUGGCACCUCCAGACCAAUGCUCUGCGCCCAAACAGAGGAAGACAGAGUACACUGUGACCCCCAGCUCCAUCCUGGGCAGCAUGCUGGGCCAGGACCAGUCCCUGUACUGCCCCCACAGCCCACCCAGCAUCAGCUCCAUGCACGACGUGGCCUUCAGUGACACCCACGCCACACUGAGCGUGCCUGGAGACCUGUGGCCCCAGGGCUCCAGCGCUGCACCAAGCGUCAUGAAGACAGAGUCCAAUAUGCAGGACAUGAUGGACACUCUGCAGCAGCUGCUGGGGGACAGCAGCUUGGUGGCCUCUCUGGGCGUGGAGCCAGAGGAACUGAGGAGCUGGGAGAGCACCCUCAUGUCCCUGAACAUGAACAGCACCGACCUCAACACUGCCCUCAGUAGAGACAUCCUGUCCUUUGUGGAGGAGCAGUUUCAGAAGGAGGGCUGCUUCACCUUCCUGGAUCAUAUGGGGGACGUCCCCAGGAGCAUGUCCACUUUGGACCUGCACACCCAAAGCCCUGACCAGGAGCUGCUGCAGGACCUGCAGUUACAGCUGGACUGUCUGAGUGACAUCCUACCCAAAACAGAGCUCGUGCCCCAGGCGGAGGCGCCGCAGGACACCCCCAGGCUGAGCCACAUGGACAACUCUGCUCUGAAGGGAGCAGUGCCUCUGUGCUACAGUUUUGGAGCAGAGAACCAGAACAACCACAGGGCGGUGGAACCAGGCUUCUCUCUGCAGUGCGCUCAGCCCCAGGGCUUUCUGAAACCUUGUGUGAACGAUAAUAGCAGAAUGAGCCAGUCCUCAGCGGAGCAGCUCCAGCCCAGACAGGCAACUCUUCCUCCCCCCCUGCACCACCCUGAACUGGGUGGUGCAUACACACAAACUCCCCUAAACCAGGGCUUCAACGGUUCAUGUCCUCAGUGGAACUACACUGUGCCUAAACAGACUGUCUCUAUGGAGCCCGGAGCAUUCAGCAGCAUUUCAGACCAAAGAUCUAACCCCCAUGUGUUAGCCUCAUCAGUACAGUGCCCUCCCGAGCACAGACCAGUCUGGCCCCAGGCACAGCCCCACCACAACUCCAUCUCCAACGGAUACCACCACAUGAACCACGGCCUUCAGGACAAGAGCCAGCCCUCCAGCUGCAUGUUCUCCAAGCCCUGUGUGAACGGAGUCCGCCUCAACUCAGAGCACCACCCGGAACCCUCCAGACCCUCCUGCCUGUACCAGGAGCACCAGGAUGUCCCUGAUCCCCCACUGUCCUUCAGCAUGGACACUCAGCUUCAACCAGUGCAGCCGUUUCUCUUCGGCCAGCAGACCAAGAUGAACUGUGCUGCCAUGGGCACCGGGACCUUCCCUCUGCCCUCUGUGCCCAACGGAGGAACAUACUGCUCGGACAACCAGUAGACCUGUCCUCUGUGGACUAAAGACAUGAGACCCUCCUCUGUGGACUAAAAGACAUGAGACCCUCCUCUGUGGACUAAAGGACAUGAGACCCUCCUCUGUGGACUAAAGGACAUGAGACCCUCCUCUGGACUAAAAGACAUGAGACCCUCCUCUGUGGACUAAAGGACAUGAGACCCUCCUCUGUGGACUAAAAGACAUGAGACCCUCCUCUGUGGACUAAAGGACAUGAGACCCUCCUCUGUGGACUAAAAGACAUGAGACCCUCCUCUGGACUAAAAGACAUGAGACCCUCCUCUGGACUAAAGGACAUGAGACCCUCCUCUGUGGACUAAAGGACAUGAGACCCUCCUCUGGACUAAA